Dreissena polymorpha is the source of this 5637-nucleotide messenger RNA. RefSeq lists its product as uncharacterized. NCBI's taxonomy places the organism in Eukaryota, Metazoa, Mollusca, Bivalvia, Myida, Dreissenidae. Gene Ontology annotation, molecular function: opioid growth factor receptor activity. Bases 309 to 1592 code for a protein of 427 amino acids. The record is from RefSeq and is a predicted model, not a curated record. Gene Ontology annotation, cellular component: membrane. The transcript has 11 exons.
GUUUCAUGUCGUUUAUCAAUUGAUGACACAAAUUAUUCAUGCUUAAUAUAUCAUGCAGAACUCGUCCACUGAUUGUUUUGCAUUCGGAGUGAUACAUGUACUGUAACGCCCCUUCUCUAACAUUUUAUAAAAGUAGAUCAUAUAAUUAAAUGAACUGGAUAUUGUGUAUGAGAAAACGAUUAAUUAAAUUACAUAGAAGUAUUUGUCUGUAUUUAAAGCUAAGACUACAGUAAGUGUGAUCUAAGAUAAUAGAUUUGUGAAUAUAGGGUGAACGGAAAAAGGUGUUCUUAACUGGCAAAUUUGCAUGGAUGCGCAGACUUAUGAUGGGUCAGCUAUUCUCAGACGAGAACGAGCCCGAAGAUGCCAAUCUUAAAUUCUACAGAAAUAUAAAAAAAUCCAGGCCAUGGCCAGGCACAAAGAUUAACAAGAUGUUGCGUUGGAAGGGUGAUUACGAUCAGCUCGAGGCAGAUCAUGAAUACAUUCAGUGGUUAUUCCCUUUACCUGAACGAAGUAACAGUAACAGUUCUUCUCAACCGCUAUACGAGGAGGAAGCCAAAGCUAUACGCGAAGACGCAGAACUGAAGAAGCGUGUGGCUGGAGCCUACGAUAUGAUGUUGGACUUCUACGGCUUCCAGCUAGUUGACAGUGGGGACGGAACACUGGCAAGAAGACACAAUUAUCGUGAGCGUUUGGAGCAUCUGAACAGAUCGAAGCACAAUUAUCGGCGAAUCACUCGAAUAAUAAGGUCAUUGGGCGAGCUGGGCUUUGAUCACUAUCAGGCCAAGUUUGUCUUAAGACUGAUGGAGGAAGCCAUCGUAUGGAAGACUAUACCUAAAUGUGCCAGAGGCCCUAUGAUGCAUUGGGUUAAUUCCAUCAAAGAUGAUUCUGCGAGAGCUGAAGUUGGGAUGCGGUACAGGGAACUGAACUCGGGCCAGGACUACACGAUGCCCGAAAAACAGGUCGAAGUAAAGAAUGCCAAUCUCAAAUUCUACAGGAACGAAAUUCAUUCAAGACCCUAUCCAGGUGCGUGUAUUGAAGAGAUGUUGACGUGGAAAGGCGACUACCGUAAGCUAGAAAACGACCAUGCAUAUAUUCAGUGGUUGUUCCCGAUACCUGAGGCCAGCCAAAGCAACAGCUCAGCUAAACCGUUGCGCGAGAACGAAGCAAAGGCUAUACGAGAAGACGAGGUUAUGCGAUCCAGAGUCUAUAGGGCCUAUGAUAUGAUGGUAGACUUCUAUGGCUUCAAGAUUGCAGAUGAAGUAAACGGGGAACUUCACAGACACCAGUUCUGGCAUGAGCGACUUCAAAAUCUAAACAGGUCAUCACACAAUUACCGGCGUAUAACACGGAUUCUUCGAUCGUUAGGCGAUUUGGGAUUCGAGCGAUUUCAGGCCAGUUUGGUAAAAAAGCUUAUUGAAGAAGCAAUCGUUCACUGCACUGUAUUUAACGCUCUCCCAGGAUCAAUGGAUAUCUGGAUAGAUAUGAUUAAGGAUCAGUUUGAGAGAGCUGACGUUAGGAAAAUGUAUACAGCGCUAACGUCAGAUCCACAUUCAGAAACAUUAAACCCGAAUGGAGAAACACCGAUUGAUUGAGGUGGCUCGAAGCAGAUUUUUUGUAAUAAUGAUUUUAGCUUGGAUAGAAAAAGACAACACCACAGUAUUCUGAAGUCAACGAAACCAAUAAUUGGCUUCGGAAAAAAUAUAAGCUGUGCAUAUCUUUUAGUGCUGAAGUUCUGAGGGUUAAGUGUGCGAAAACAAAAACAAAAUAUACAUGGACGCGUCAAACUGGAUGUGAGGUUAAUAAUACUAAUAAACAAUAAUUGGGCGGCAUACUGGAAAUAGUUAACGAACCUACAACCCCUAUAUACUAUUGACGCUUUAACUAAACACAUCAAAUAGCAACAUACACAGAUAUAUCUAUCUCAUAAUGGUAAACAUAUACUUACGUUUGUCAUGUUUGAAUGUUAUUUAUUCAUUACUAUGAAUGCUGGAAACAUAUACACAGCUAAUGUUGGGACAUCUAUACCAGCGAGCUAUUAGUAUACACAUAGAACAUCUUGUUAUUCAUUAUAAAAAAUGAAUAUUGAAACACAGACUUGCGUGAACAACUUACUCGUGCCAGGACAGUCAGCGGUAAAAUUUAGUGUAAAGUGUAUAUCGGUACAUACGACACAAACAUUUUCUACACAAGUUUAUCUCUGUUCAAAGUUUGAUCCACUUUCGCCUGUGGUAAAUAAGGACCAGGAAUCCUGCCAAUAUUUUAACGGAUUUAUUGUUUAAUUUACUUGUAACUGAAAUGUUUGAGUACGGCGGUUAUGCUAUUUAAUGGCAUAUCCUAUCUGUUCAACGGUAUUUCACUUAGUGUUUUGUUCACGCUUUAAAUAGCUGGUCUUAUUCUCUCAGCCCACAUGUGCAAUCGACAUAUUCUUCUACAUCUGUGUAUUAAGGGAAGAGGACAAUUACAACAAGCGAGGCAUGGUGUAUUUAUCAACACUGCUUAUGUUCAUUGCAGUUUGACCAUUGUCGAGACAGUACGCUGAAACAUUUAAAAAGGGGUAAAUCUUUACAAAAACGGAGACUGGAACCGUACGCAAAAACAUAUCGCUCAACAUUCACAAUUCGCAUUACACAUUUUGUUUACAGUAUUUAAUCAACAUGAAUUAACUACAGACUGUUUGACAGUUUAGUUGGGUCCAAAUUAAAUUACGCAGCCGAAACAUGGGGCUUUAAUGAAGGAAAAGAUAUCGAACGCAUACAUUGUAAAUUUCUUCGUAAGAUAGUUAGAAAAUCCACAAACCUAGACGGACUUUACGGGGAACUAGACAGAUAUCCAAUGUAUUUAAAACGCCAAUUGACAUUAGUUCAAUACUGGGUAAAAAUCAUUGAUCCGAACAACAACAUACUGACAAAAUCUAUUUAUAAUCUGCUUAAGAGCGAUGCUGAACGUAAUAAUACAUAUGCCGGCAAGAACUGGGCUUAUCAGAUCAAAGAACUACUCAAACACAUUGGAUUAGCUACCAUAUGGACGCAACAAAAUACGCAUACCCCAAACGAAUACCAGCUAUAAAUAAUAACAAAUCGAAUUUUGGAUAUAUAUAAACAGACUUGGUUCUCAAAUAUAAACAACUCAAAUAGACUGUCUGCAUUCCGAUAUUUCAAAUAUGACUUUUAAACGGAAAAAUAUUUAAAAUGUAUUAAUAACAAUAAAUUUAGAAUAUUACUUACACAAUUCAGAAUCUCUGCACAUAAUCUAGCCAUAGAAAAAGGUCGUCAUGAAAACAUACCAAAAGAAAAUAGGAAGUGUAUUUUCUGCAAUAUGAAUGCUAUAGAAAGCGAAUUUCACUUUUUAAUAGUAUGCCCUCUAUAUAAAGAAAUUAGACAACAGUACCUAAAACCAUACUUUCGUCAUUGGCCAACAUUGAACAAAUUCGAAAUGAUAAUGUCAUCAAAACCAACAAAGGAACUAAAUAACCUAUCAAAAUAUGUUUAUUUUGCCCUAAACUAAGGUCAAAUGAAAAGUAGUAUAACAUAUAUGCUGUAAACGCCUUCAUUUUUGUAUGUCUAUUAAAACAGAUACAAUAAUAAGUGAAUCGUAUUAACUAUGAUUAUUAUUUCCUUUUGCCUAUUGUUUAAAAUAUUAAGGUGAUCGAACGACUGUAUUGGAUAGAGUAAAAGUGAUCAACUUGUGCGAUUAUUUUAUAUUAUGUUAACUAUUUGUGAUGAAGAAGAUCACUUCUAAUCUAAUUGUAUUGUUAUCAUUAUCAAUUAGAAUAUUCUAAAGGUAAUUGUUUUGUUAUCAUUAUCAAUUAGAAUAUUCAAUUUACAUAAAAGAGACAGCAAACAUAUGUUUAAUGCUAAAUGAUUAAAUAAAUCUUCUCAUUAUUUUUGGUAAUUUUAACAUAAGCAUUACGAAAUAAUGUAACUUAACAAAGUCUGUGUAAUUGAACAAUUUUUAAAUUUUUAAUUGUAUCCAGCAUUUAAAAUAUCGAUCAUUUAAACAAUGAGAACUUUUUUUUUGUAAAUGAAAUUCACCACCGAAAUUAUAUAUUCAUUAUGUAAAUGACUUAUUGAUUCUAUUCUUUGAGUGAUUUUGACAUGCUUUUUUUCGUUUUUUGUUUUACCCACUAUUUGUAUUUGUAUGUGUUGUACUUCUCAAAUACAUGUACCAUGUCUUUACUAUCUCAAACACAUACUGUGUAUAGGCUAUAAAUUUGCAAUAUGCUAUUUAAUGCCGGAUAAACGUUAUGUUAUGUUAUGUGUUAUUUAACAACGGAUUUGUUGGCAGAGAGUGUUAAAACAAACACGUUGUUAUUAAGGCCUUUACGGCAUGUCUGACCCCCACAUUAUUAUUCCAUUUACCAUAUUGGUCCACCAUAAAAUCUCUUAAAAUGUGUAUUUAUAAAAAAGAUUUGCUUACGCGCAUGACUCCUCUGCAUCUGUGUAUGGAUAUCUAUCUAUAAGGGUUGCUGCAAUGUGAAGGUAUACUAUUGGAUACAUUACGCGGGAUUUACGGGGUUAGUUCAAAUAACUUAGCCUUCAACAAGAAGCAUGUACUCUCCCCCUUGUGAUAGUGAUACAACACUGACAAUGUGUUCAAUGUUAAUGUGCAGUAAGCGAAAAAAUGUAUUAUUUGCAUAUAAUGUAUUCAAGUAAAUAUUUAUAUAUGUAUAUAUUGUUAUUUAAAUAACAGGUUGUGAAAUACCCCCCGGGGGGGGGGGUAACUUCUCAAAUUUUAGGGUAGGGGUGUCCCACUGAGACUAACGAAAUGUGACCCAUUUUUAUACCGGAACUCUGAUAAAGUAGACGCAUUUUGAUACAAGAUUUUUGAAAAAGCAGACCCAUUUGUAUAGGAUACCUUUGAGAAAGUGGACUCACUUCAAUACAAGAAAUUUUAUAAACUGGACCCAUUGCAAUACUAGAAUUUGAUAAAGUGGACACAUUUCAUACUAGAAUUUUAAUCUAUAUCAUAUCAAUACAGUAUACUUAUUGAAUUUGCUAUUAUAUGGUUAUUUGUAAAUUUCAUAUUUGAAAUUAACUUUUUGAUACCCAUUUAUAUACAAGAAUGAAAUUUAUCAUACCCAUUUUGUUACUGAUACUUUCAAAUCUAUAAACAUUUAUAUACACGCACAUUUCUGAUUUCAAUACCCAUAUCUAUACUUAGAUGCUCAAAAACAUACCCAUAUCUAUAAUUUUAGUCGAAAAACGCACCCCAUAUAACCGGCACACCCCUAUAUACCCUAAUAUAGGAAGUUACCCCCCCCCCCCCCCGGGGAAAUACCUGCUCACGUACAUGAGUUCGAAACGUCUUUAAUGCGUUUUCCGAAAGUGUUGUUCGUACGUAAUUGUUAUUUUAUUGUAUUUAACUUUUACAUUAAUCUAUAGUAAAAACUGUUAUUAAAUUGUUGUACUUAAUGUUAACACAUAACAUAAUCAGGUUGACUGUUUUUGCGAUGCUGAAUGUAAUUGUUAAUGUAUGUUAGAAUAUGUGUGUUGUUAAAGCCAUAUGUUUUAUGGUUGAACGUUCAAACUGACUAUUUUACAGAAUUCACUUUAUUUAAAAAAUGUAAGAAUAAUUGUUAGUUGUGCUUAGAAUGUCUAUAUAAUCAUGAAUGUUUUAACUGAAAUUAAACGAGACAUA